AUGCCCACCAAGAAGAUCAAACGCACGACGACAAAGACGACGACGACGGUCCGAACGACCAAGUCGGUGAAAGUCUCGGCUGCCGCGAAGAAGAACCCGCUCUUCGUAUCGAGGCCCAAGAACUUCCGCAGAGGCGGUGACAUUCAGCCCAAGCGCGACCUGUCCCGCUUCGUGCGCUGGCCGCGAUAUGUGCGUAUCCAGCGUCAGCGUAAGAUCCUGUAUCAGCGCCUGAAAGUGCCGCCUUCGAUCAACCAGUUCUCGUACGCUCUGGACAAGAACGUUGCAACGGACUUGUUCAAGCUGCUGCUGAAGUACCAGCCAGAGACCAAGGCUGCCAAGACUUUGCGUCUGCGCAACAUUGCUGCUGGCAAGGAAGAGGCAUCGGCGCCGCCUAGCGUUGUAAAGUUUGGACUCAAUCACGUGACGACGCUGAUUGAGACCAAGCGAGCUAAGCUCGUGGUCAUUGCCCACGACGUGGACCCGAUCGAGCUAGUGGUGUUUUUGCCUGCUCUGUGCCGUCAGUUUGACAUCCCGUACUGCAUCAUCAAGGGCAAAGCUCGUCUGGGUCAGCUUGUGCACCAGAAGAACGCCGCCGCCGUGGCGCUCACACACGUGAACAAGGAGGACAAGGCGAAGUUUGACUCGCUCGCUGGAGUGGUGCGUGCAAAGUACAACGACGACUCGACCUCGCGUCGUAAGUGGGGCGGAGGUAUCAUGGGGCUCAAGACCCAGAAGAAGCUGGAGCUGCGCGAGAAGGCGAUCGCUGCUGAGGCGGCCAAGAAGGCGCAGUACUAG
Peronospora matthiolae is the source of this 795-nucleotide messenger RNA. Lineage: Eukaryota; Oomycota; Peronosporomycetes; Peronosporales; Peronosporaceae. The record is from the annotation of a GenBank genome assembly.